Cryptomeria japonica (Japanese cedar) is the source of this 873-nucleotide messenger RNA. RefSeq names its product transcription factor MYB14-like. Lineage: Eukaryota; Viridiplantae; Streptophyta; Pinopsida; Cupressales; Cupressaceae. The transcript has 4 exons. Bases 1 to 873 code for a protein of 290 amino acids. The record is from RefSeq and is a predicted model, not a curated record.
AUGGGCCGAUCUCCCUGCUGUGAUAAAAUCGGAGUAAAGAAAGGUCCAUGGUCUCCUCAAGAAGAUCGAAUACUCAUUCAUUUUAUUCGCAUGAAUGGCCAUGAGAAUUGGCGUGCACUGCCUAAGCAAGCAGGACUGUUAAGAUGCGGUAAAAGCUGUCGUCUAAGGUGGGUUAAUUACCUCAGACCAGACAUUAAACGUGGGAAUUUCACUUCUGAAGAGGAGGAGACUAUUAUUAAGCUUCAUCAACUUCUGGGCAACAGGUGGUCGGCCAUUGCUUCACGCCUUCCUGGAAGAACAGAUAAUGAGAUUAAAAACUUGUGGAAUAUUCAUUUAAAGAAGCGGGUGGGACUUGAUCCUGAUUCACACAAUCUGUCAAGCGAAAACCUUUCAUCUAUAAAUAGUAUAGAUAGUGAGCUUGUGAAUGAGAAUUCAAGUUCAACUUUAGAUUGGCUUGAAUCCAGUUCAAUAAAUUCCUUUGAUGACCCAUUUAUUAUUGAAAAGCAGGAGUAUGCAACCGAAAGGAGGACAUAUGAGGCAGUGUGGGAGGAUAGCUCAAAUGGGGAAGCUCACUUUAUCACGUCAGACUAUCUAGAAGAUGAUUUCAUGAGCUGCAUGGAUGGUGCCGAUACAGAUCCCCAUUUGCUAAAAAAUACAGAUGGUGCAAACAUAGAUUCCCAUUUGCUAAAAGACUUAGAGUUGCAGAGUAAUACUGAUGAUUCAGAUUGCUUUGGUUACUUUGAGGCAAGCCAGGGCAUGACCCACGUUAUUGUAGGCCUCUCUGCUUCAUUUGGGGCCCUUGCAAAUGGAGUGAUUGAAACUUUCCAGCUGCUUGUUUUCCCAUGGGGGGGAGGGGAAAUUAGUACAAAUUGA